This is a messenger RNA of Tachysurus fulvidraco (yellow catfish), 722 nucleotides long. It is a transcript of the gene pmchl, whose product is annotated as pro-melanin-concentrating hormone, like. Gene Ontology annotation, biological process: chemical synaptic transmission. Gene Ontology annotation, molecular function: melanin-concentrating hormone activity. The record is from RefSeq and is a predicted model, not a curated record. The coding region runs from base 201 to 611 and encodes 136 amino acids. NCBI's taxonomy places the organism in Eukaryota, Metazoa, Chordata, Actinopteri, Siluriformes, Bagridae. The transcript has a single exon.
AUUGUAUUGCGACAUGGCAGGUAAUCUUAAUUAAUGUUCCUCCAAACAGACCACUUCAACACUGUUUGUGGUCUCAUCAGCCCUUUCUCAAAAGAUUUUCUUCGUUAUCCUUAAAGAUGACAAAAGCCGAGGUAUGAAUCACUUCAUCUUGCGAUAACGUGGCACCUUCUGUGGGUAUAUAAAGACUCAAGACAGUUGUCAUGGUCAGAGCAAUUUGUAAAACCAUCGACAGAACAACCACAACGCAUGCCAAGAGCAUCCCCAGUAUGAAGCUGAGCGUCUUCUCCGUACUUUUUUUCGCCAUCGCCUUCUUGUCUGAGGCACUUCCACUGAGUAACAUCGAAGACAUAAACCUCAUCCAAGACUCUACUGGAGAAGAACUGGCUGAAAACUUUAUGGGAUCCAGACCAGGCGUUUCUAAGAUCAUCCUGGUGGCAGACGCCGGCCUGCUGAGAAUGCUGACGGCUCUGGAAAAGAAAAUGCCCGAGAGGAUCCUGAGUCCAGAUCGCAUAGAUGGAAGCCCUGACUUCGGCUCCAGCAUCUCCAUCGUCAGGAGGGACACCAAGAGGUGCAUGGUGGGAAGGGUCUACAGACCAUGCUGGGAAGUCUAGAUCCCGUGGAUGAGUCCAGUUACGAGGGAGAUGAAUUCCAGAUCACACCAGCUGAUCCUGUGCAGUACAUGCUAUUAACUGUAUCUGUAUAAUAAGAUCCAGAAUUAAAAU